Penicillium cinerascens is the source of this 1347-nucleotide messenger RNA. RefSeq names its product FAD-dependent oxidoreductase. Gene Ontology annotation, molecular function: monooxygenase activity; FAD binding. Bases 1 to 1347 code for a protein of 448 amino acids. The transcript is spliced from 2 exons. NCBI's taxonomy places the organism in Eukaryota, Fungi, Ascomycota, Eurotiomycetes, Eurotiales, Aspergillaceae. The record is from RefSeq and is a predicted model, not a curated record.
AUGGAUUCCCUACGCCCGGUACGACACAUCAUCAUCAUUGGUGCGGGCAUCGGGGGCCUCGCCUGCGCACUCGCCCUGUCCCGAGAACUCACACCCUUUGUGCCCGACCUGAAAAUUACGGUAUACGAACGACAUGAUAUACUGUCCACAUCAGGCGGUGCCAUCAACUUGACACCCGUGGCACAACGGCACCUUGCGCAGCUUGGGGUUUUGGAUGAACUGAACCGAAUGGGGCCCGAAGGCGGAGCGGAGGUGGAUGCAAUCGAGCUCUAUUCUAUGCGUUCCGGUCGCUCAAUUGGCUCGAUUGACUUUGUCGACCACCGGGGCAAUGGUUAUGGGGGAUUCAAGGGUCGACGUGUGAUGCGCAUCGUGUUGUCGAUGGCAAUGAUGACCAUCGUGGAGCGGUCACCCACCGUCGACAUUGUUUUCGGCAAAAAAGUUGUCAACGGAGAGGAAAUAAACAACAAAGCCGUGGUACAUUUUGAAGAUGGCACCAAAGCUAUUGGUGACCUCGUUGUCGGCUGCGACGGCGUUCACUCAGUAGUUCGCAGCCGAUGGGUUGAUCCCGACACUCCUUCUCAAUAUACGGGGAUGUCAUUCCUGCAAGCCAAUAUACCGUCCGAGGAUAUCUCGUCUCCUAUUCACUUCCGCUCGUCUGCAUUAAAUGUUUCCAGGCAUGGGUCAAUGUUGACAAGUUUCUGCGAUAGUGAUUGCAAACAGAUCUUUGCCGCCGCAGUCGUUCAGUUCAGUCAGGAGGACCUGAACUUCUAUCGGCUUGAAGCCGGACAGGACUGGGCAACGCAACAUCAAAUCAGGGCCGCUCUACGUAAUGAAAUGCGAGAUCGCUUUGGAAAAUGCGCGAUGCCUUGUAUUCGAGAGAUGGUGAAUAGCAAGGCUGAUUGGAUGCUUUACCCCGUCUAUCAAGUCCGACCCGGAGGACCCUGGUGCACUGACCGCGUCAUCUUGCUAGGCGAUGCAGCUCAUGCAAUGCCCCCACGAGACGAGUCCGCCGCAUACGCCCUGGAUGACGCAAUUAUCUUUGCUCGAAUCCUAGCCAAACAUCGGUCGGAGCCGCUGACCGAAGUCUUUGACACAUAUGAGCGUCUUCGUCGGGAUAAAAUCAACUAUGCAUUCAGGGAGUCUCACCGGAUGUGGGACCGAAACCGGGACAUGGGUAUACUGGAAGGCCGGCUCAAGGAGUGGAUGAUGCCCCUUUAUCUCCGCAGUUAUCGAGAUCAGCGAGAGGCUGCAUGGGAGUUUGAUGCAAGCAAAAUCACCAUCCCAUCUCCUGCGCCUAGUGAAGACUUGGUAUCUUUGCAUUCGUUUCUGAAAGAACAAACUCUGUAA